AUGAUUGGGGAAAUAUAUUUAAUUAUUUACUACACAUUUAUUUAUCUUUAUUUUUAUAUACUUUUAUCAAUCCUUUCCUAUUCUUCACACAAAUAUUCUCCUUCACUUCUUUCCGUUUUCUACUUAUCCAAGAAAAAAGGCCAUCAACGUAUCGCCAACAACAGAAGCCAGAAUAUACGAGAAGUGGCUAAUACAUUUCCAUUGAUCAAAGCCAAUAUUCUUUUCCUCUUCAGGAGCGGCGCUUCCAUCCCCACUGCAACAUCCACCCUUUGGCGGUUGGUCUGGAGGGGUUUUGGCCUUAUCUUCUUUUGUUGA
Messenger RNA from Meloidogyne enterolobii, 315 nucleotides. Lineage: Eukaryota; Metazoa; Nematoda; Chromadorea; Rhabditida; Meloidogynidae. The record is from the annotation of a GenBank genome assembly.